Messenger RNA from Sporisorium graminicola, 2661 nucleotides. RefSeq lists its product as uncharacterized. Gene Ontology annotation, cellular component: mitochondrion. Gene Ontology annotation, biological process: peptide metabolic process. NCBI's taxonomy places the organism in Eukaryota, Fungi, Basidiomycota, Ustilaginomycetes, Ustilaginales, Ustilaginaceae. Gene Ontology annotation, molecular function: metalloendopeptidase activity. The transcript has a single exon. The record is from RefSeq and is a predicted model, not a curated record. The coding region runs from base 1 to 2661 and encodes 886 amino acids.
AUGGCGUCUACGUCGAGGAUCGCGUCACGCGCAGCUGCUUCGGCCGCUCGCUCGACAUCUCGGCAGCAUCUCACGGCGACACGGACUCCACUUCCAGCCUUGCUCUCAAGCAAAGCUUUCCCUGCUGUUGUCAACGCAGCGAACAACGGCAGAGUCGGAAAUACUGAUAGAAGAACAUUCAGCGUAUCAUCCUCCACUCAAAGACUGCAGCGCUCCACCUCUGCCGGUCCAAUACUCACAAGUUCCAACCCAGACCAUGAAAAGGACAACGACGAACUGCGCUCGCUCUUCGACGCACCUCCCUCCUCCUCCUCAGCAAACAACCUGCGGUCUUCUGGGCCAUCAACAGGUCUGUUCGAGAUUCCAUCGCUCACCUCGCCCCAGAACUUUCUCAUCCUCGCCCAACAGACGCUGGCGCGCGCACAGCUGCUCGUAGACCGCAUCGACCGUGCAGGCUCUGCCGAUGCGAGCACCGCCCAAGGCGUCAAGGAACUCCGCGAGGUUGUGCGCAACCUGGAUCGACUGAGCGAUCUUCUCUGUGGCGUCAUUGAUAUGGCCGAGCUCGUGCGCAACGCGCACCCGGAUCCAGAGUGGGCCGAAGCCGCCAAUGCUGCCUACGAGUAUCUGUGCGGCUACAUGAACGUGCUCAACACCCACACUGGCUUGUACAGUGUGCUCAAGAGCAUCCUCUCCAACCACGAGAUCGCCUCAACACUCUCAGCGGAAGCGACCGCGGUGGCAAACGUGUUCUUGCGCGACUUUGAGAAGUCGGGCAUCCACCUCCCACCGGCAGAGAGGGAGCGAUUCGUACAGCUCAGCGACGAGAUCCUUGUCCUCGGUCGUGGGUUCCUCCAAGAUAUUGCAGGAAACGACGCAUCGGACGACUUUGCACGCAAUGCCAGCGCCAAGCCGGAAGCGGACAAGGAGGACAUUGUCGAAAUCCCCACGCAUUGGCUCGAGGACGUCAACCCGACCGUGCUCAAAGCUGUCCGUGCAAGCGCGAUUACGGACCGCGACGGACUGCUCACUUUCUCGGCAGCUGACCAGCCGUGGGUGUUCCAGACGCUGCUCAAGUAUGCGCCGGACGAACGAGCGCGCAAAGUGGCAUUCCGUGCCGCCAACUACGGCAGCCAGGCGCAGGUGCAGCGUCUCGAACGGUUGUUGAAGGCGCGCGCCGAGCUGGCGACGCUCACGGGCGCUGGAUCGUACGCAGAGAUGGCGCUCGGUGACAAGAUGGCCAAGGAGCCGCAAAACGUCGAGGAAUUUCUGCGGGCGCUGACCAAGCAUCAUCGUCCACGUGCCGCCGAGGACCUCGACAAGCUGCGAAGGCUCAAGCUCACCGCAUCCACUGCGGGCAAGAAGAGCAGCUCGACGUUCAACCCUUCCCCCACGCUACCCGACUUUGCACCGUGGGAUCGCGACAUGUAUACGGAACAGCAUUUCCGCAGUCCGUCGCUGCGGAGUGUCCAGCCGCUGUCGCCGUAUCUCAGUCUCGGGUCGGUGUUUGCCGGGCUUUCGCGGCUGUUCUCGGCGCUGUACGGGAUCCGGUUCCGCGCGUCCAUGGUGGCUCCGGGCGAGGUGUGGAGUGACGGACCGGGAGAUGUGAUGAAGGUGGAGGUGCUGGAUGAGCGUGAGGGGGCACGUGGCACGGGUGGAUCUGCAGAGGGGCUGAUUGGGACAGUGUAUGCGGAUCUGUGGAGUCGCGAGGGGAAGCCGGGGGGUGCGGCACAUUAUACGGUGCGCUGUUCGCGUCGGGUGGAUAAGGAUGAUGAAGCGGGCGACUUUGUGCAUGGGCGUGCGGAGGAUGGGCGCGCGGUGAGGCCGGAGGACCUGGGCGGACAGGGGUAUGGGAACCCUUUGCAGGCGCCCACGUUUGAGCAGCGAGAGCGAGAGGGACGGUACCAGUUGCCCGUUGUUGUGCUGAUGUGCGACUUUGCGCGUCCCGGUGGGGGCAAUCAGGGACCGUGUCUGCUGGGCUGGCACGAAGUCGAGACGCUCUUCCACGAGAUGGGGCAUGCGAUCCACUCGAUGAUCGGGCGCACCUCGUACCACAACGUCUCGGGCACGCGGUGCGCCACGGACUUUGUCGAGCUUCCCUCGAUCCUCAUGGAGCACUUUGUACAAUCGCCCCAGGUCGUCUCCGUUGUCGCGCGGCACCACAAGACCGGCGCCAGCCUGCCGUUCGAACAUCUCUCGUCGCACCUGCUCGCCUCCAAGUCGCUCGAGGGACUCGACACGUACCACCAGAUCCUCCUCGCCCGCUUGGACCAGCUGUACCACUCGACCGCCGCCUCGUCCCCUACCUUCGACAGCACUGCACUGUAUGCACACCUCGACCGCGAGAUGCACCUCCCCGGCGCACGCGCGCUGUCGUACACCGAGGGCGCACACCCGCAGGUGCGCUUCGGCCAUCUGUUUGGGUAUGGCAGCACCUACUACUCGUACUUGCUAGACAGGGUGAUCGCGAGCAAGGUCUGGAACCAUCUGUUUGCGCAGGACCCACUGGAUAGGCAGAAGGGCGAGGUGUUCAAGACCCAGUGCUUGAAGUUCGGCGGCGGCAAGGAUCCCUGGCAUAUCUUGGCCGAUGUGCUGCAGGCGGAUCAUAUCAGGGAUGGCGAUUCGAACGCCAUGCAGCAGGUCGGCAGGUGGGGCAUCGAGUGA